AUUUGUUUACUCGCAUACGAUUUGCUAAUGUGCGCGGUACAUACCAUUCUGUGAGUUUGAAACAUUAAAUUUUGAUUCUACAUUAACGAAACUUCUUCAUACCUGCGACCUUCACGUGAGGUAAGAAACCCGCUUUGAUUUGGGACUUUUUUUUGCCACCACGGUGAUUGGUUGUGGAAGUCUGUCGCGCCACUGCUAGUUACUGGAUGUUAUCAUGCCAGACAUCAAGAUUACGCCUCUAGGGGCAGGCCAAGAUGUGGGUCGGAGCUGCAUUCUGCUGUCGAUGGGUGGCAAAAACAUUAUGCUGGAUUGUGGAAUGCAUAUGGGUUACAACGAUGAGCGUCGCUUCCCGGAUUUUUCCUUUAUCGUUCCGGAAGGUCCAAUAACGAACCACAUCGACUGCGUAAUAAUUUCACACUUUCAUCUGGACCACUGCGGGGCUCUACCAUUCAUGACGGAAAUGAUUGGCUAUACGGGUCCGAUCUACAUGACUCAUCCGACAAAAGCUAUCGCUCCGAUUCUGCUUGAAGACAUGCGGAAGGUUGCCGUAGAACGUAAGGGCGAAAGCAAUUUCUUCACCACGCAGAUGAUUAAAGAUUGCAUGAAGAAGGUGAUUGCCGUAACAUUGCAUCAGAGCGUUAUGGUCGAUAGUGAGCUGGAGAUAAAGGCGUACUACGCAGGGCAUGUGCUGGGAGCGGCUAUGUUUUGGAUUCGGGUUGGAUCGCAGUCGGUUGUGUACACCGGGGACUACAAUAUGACCCCGGAUCGACAUCUUGGGGCGGCGUGGAUUGAUAAGUGCAAACCGGAUUUGCUUAUUACGGAGAGCACCUAUGCGACUACGAUUCGGGACUCGAAACGAUGCCGGGAGAGAGAUUUUCUAAAGAAGGUUCACGAAUGUGUAGCCAAAGGAGGCAAGGUUCUGAUUCCGGUCUUUGCUCUGGGACGUGCUCAAGAAUUGUGCAUUCUACUCGAAACCUACUGGGAGCGCAUGAACCUAAAGUACCCGAUAUACUUUGCUGUAGGAUUGACGGAAAAGGCUAACAACUACUACAAGAUGUUCAUCACUUGGACCAACCAGAAGAUUCGCAAGACAUUCGUGCAGCGCAAUAUGUUCGAUUUCAAACACAUUAAACCUUUCGAUAAGGGGUACAUCGAUAAUCCUGGAGCAAUGGUUGUUUUUGCGACGCCCGGUAUGCUUCACGCCGGUCUGUCGUUGCAGAUUUUUAAGAAAUGGGCGCCUAAUGAAAACAACAUGGUUAUCAUGCCUGGAUAUUGCGUCCAGGGAACGGUCGGACACAAGAUUCUCGGUGGAGCGAAAAAGGUGGAGUUCGAAAAUCGGCAGGUGGUUGAAGUUAAGAUGUCGGUCGAAUACAUGAGUUUCAGUGCUCAUGCAGACGCGAAAGGCAUCAUGCAGCUGAUUCAGUAUUGUGAACCCAAGAACGUAAUGUUGGUCCAUGGGGAAGCGAUGAAGAUGGAGUUUUUGAAGGAAAAGAUAAAAGAAGAGUUCCAGAUAGAAUGUUUCACACCGGCCAACGGAGAAACGUGCGUGAUAAGUACGCCGAUCAAAAUUCCAGUCGAAGCUUCGCUGUCAAUCUUAAAGGAUGAAGCUAAAAAGUACAAUGCCGAGCCGCCAGAUCCGAAGCGUAGACGCGUCAUCCACGGGUUGUUGGUGAUGAAGGAUAACAAAAUCUCGCUGAUGAGCAUCGAUGAAAUCUUCAACGAAUGUGGAAUCAAUCGUCACGUAAUAAGAUUCAUUUCGAAAGUGAAAAUUGACGAUCCGGGACCAACCCUGCGAACAGUUGAGAAGCUAUACAACCUGCUAAACGAGCGCCUCUCGGGAUGGACCGUUUCGAUGAAUGAGAAUGGCUCAAUCAAUGUGGAAUCGGUAAAUAUAAAGAUCGAAGGCGACGAUCCGAUAACCGUGCCACCAGGAUCAGCUUCCGUUCCACCACCACCGGCAGGCAUUUCAACGAAGCACAAGAUUUGUAGCGUAUCGUGGGUUAACCAGGAUGAAGAUUUAGGGAGCUACAUCCUCGGCUUAUUGCAAAGCCUCUAAGCACAACAAUACGUACCUACCGACAAGACAUUGUUCACUUUUCUAACAAAUUUAAAUUUAAUAUGAAAGCCUAAUAAAGCUG
This is a messenger RNA of Ochlerotatus camptorhynchus, 2138 nucleotides long. It is a transcript of the gene IntS11, whose product is annotated as integrator complex subunit 11. Lineage: Eukaryota; Metazoa; Arthropoda; Insecta; Diptera; Culicidae. Gene Ontology annotation, molecular function: RNA endonuclease activity. Gene Ontology annotation, biological process: snRNA processing. The coding region runs from base 215 to 2056 and encodes 613 amino acids. The transcript has 3 exons. The record is from RefSeq and is a predicted model, not a curated record. Gene Ontology annotation, cellular component: nucleus.